Molecule: messenger RNA, 789 nt
Organism: Saccostrea cuccullata (small rock oyster)
Lineage: Eukaryota; Metazoa; Mollusca; Bivalvia; Ostreida; Ostreidae
Product: universal stress protein in QAH/OAS sulfhydrylase 3'region-like
Exons: 2
Source: RefSeq, a predicted model, not a curated record
GACCCUCACCGUGAACUGUUGGAGGAGGUGAGACAUAAAGUGGAGGCUCUGGAAGCCAAAUAUAACAAGAAAAUAGAGAAAAUGGGCAUCAAAUCGGCAAAAUUCCUAAAAAGACACGGGGAUCCAGGGGAGGCCAUUGUCCAUGUGGCGGAGAAGGAACAUGCUAAUUUGAUAGUGACCGGAUGUCGUGGUAUGGGCUUGCUCAGGCGCACUUUCAUGGGAAGUGUGAGUGACUACGUCAUGCAUCAUGCAAGUUGCCCUGUCCUGGUGUGCCGGAAGUGAAUUCAAAAUUGUACAUUCCAUGUCCACAACGAAUGGCAAUUUUUAAUGCUCAUAUUGAAAAUAAGCACAACACUAUUAAUCUGCCUCAACAGCAAACUGCUAUUGAUUGUGUGUAUAUUUCAUUUCUUCAUGUGAAUUUAUUCAUUUUACAUUUUUGGUGUUGUCAUUUAUGAAUAUCUGCAAACAAUGAAAGUAAAAACGUUGGAAUAGACAAAUAUAAUUAUAAAUGUUGUGAACAAUCAAAAUUUUAUCUUAUGAUUACAAACCUAGUUGGAGAUCUACAUCUUGAAAAUAUUCCAUUGGAUAAGAAUUUUCAGUAUCCUCAAAGAGGACAACAAUACAUGAAGGAAAAAUCUUGAAAAAAUAUGUAUGUCUUUUUUAAAACUGUUUAAAUUCUUUUAUUUGUAAAAAAUUAAAUAAAUAUUUGAUAAAAGAAAGUGACUAGGUUUUCAUUGCACAAUAUUUUUGCGCAUUUUCGAUAAUGACAGUGUAUUUAAUGUUUUUACA